AUGAACUCCUUCCUGGAGUAUCUCGCACGGGGCGGAGAUGGCUUGAGCCUGGCGACCAAAUUCGGAAGCUCCGAGCCCGGUGGCGUGGCUCUGCGGCCGCCCUGUCCCCUGUCCGCAGGCGGGGAAGGCGCCUACCCCACGCCGGCUGCAGGAAGCUUGCCGGAUUUCUCCCCGCGCUCGGCGCAACCGCAGCAACAGCUGGCGCCUUGCGCCCUGGCGCGCAGCGCUUUCGCGGCGGCAGAGUACAGCUUGCUCCGGCCCGAGGCGCCUUACGCGGCCCCCGGCGGCCCAGACGAGACCGGCGCUCCCCUACACUACGCCACCACGUCUAUCAUUGCGGGCGGCGGCGGCGGCGGCGCUUACCUCCAAGUGGACUACGGCGCGCUCAGCGACACCUUCCAGCCUUGCGCCAAGGAUGCGCCGCCCCCGCCGCCCCCUUCCUCGGACUUCUGCGUCAAGGCCGGCUCCCGGAUCGCGCUCAGCACCUUCGAGUGGAUGAAAGUCAAGAGGAACGCGCCCCCGAAAAGUAAGUGUCGCGCCAAGUGAGCUGUGGGCUGUCCAAUACUCGGGUCCUAGCGUAGGAGGCAACUCUUAAGAGUCCCUUCGCCCCCCAAAGUUAAUGGGCAUUGCUAUUAAAAUGGUGUGUGCGCGCCACGUUUUGUGAUAUAUUAUGCGGGGCAGGGCUUACCUGGGCCCCCAAUAUUUUAUUCAAGUUGGCAUCCUUGGGUCCUGGGUUCUGAGCCUGAAACCGACAUGUCCCACCUCCCUCCUGGUUCUGCGCUGGUUAACUCGGAAGUGAUCCCCACUGAACUUCGUGGGGCUUACUCCCAAGUACCUGUGCAAUCUUCCAUUCUGGAAACAAGUUCUGCUGAUGUUGACGGUACUUUUAUUCCAUUCAAUGGAAAAGGGUUUUAAGAUCUGGCGGGAAAUGAAAGGAAACUUGUUCAAACCCUCGUAAAGCAUGGACCUGGGGCUUUCUUUUUCCCCGAUGUAAAAGAGCCUUUCCUGAACUUGGAUCGCUUCCAUCUACCUGCUUCUAAGGCUGUGACCCUAAGCGCAUAUCUUUGGAAGAGCAGCUGGUUGAAAGCCAGGAAACGCGUUUGGGGUGGGGGUUCUUAUUGCUUAACAUAAUUCAUGUUCAACGGACGUGGCGCACGGUGCGCAUCCCCACUUUGUCAAGCCACAUUGACUUUGAAGUUAAAACAAGCACACGUGGCGGUUCUUCAGCAUAAGCCAAUCCGGGUUUCAUAGAAUUGUAGAGUUGGAAAGGGCCCUGAGGAUCGUCUAGUCCAACCCCCUGCAAUGCAGGAAUAUGCAGCUGUCCCAUACGGGGAUCAAACCUGCAAACUUUGGCGUUAUCAGCACUACGCUCUAAUCAACAGACCUGGGUGCGUUCAGACGCUGUGUGGUUAGAACCAGCGCAAGGUCCCAUGAUUUGGGCAUUAAUUCGCUAACAGUUCCCUAACUCUCUUCUUACCCCAUAGCAGGCAAGCUCUCCACCUAUGGAUCUCCCAGCCCUCCCAGUGCUGUCCGGACCAAUUUCAGCACCAAGCAACUCACGGAGCUGGAGAAAGAGUUUCACUUCAACAAGUACCUCACCCGGGCCCGACGCGUGGAGAUCGCCAAAUCCCUGGGCCUCAAUGACACUCAGGUGAAGAUCUGGUUCCAGAAUCGGAGGAUGAAACAGAAGAAAAGGGAGCGGGAAGGGAUGGUCGUCCCUUGCGCUGCGGUGCCUUUUCACAGCCCCACCUCCGAGUCGAGCCCGACACAGCCAGCGAUGCGUUCUGCUCCCUCUUCUCCAGCCCAGGGCUCGCCCUGA
Molecule: messenger RNA, 1819 nt
Organism: Podarcis lilfordi (Lilford's wall lizard)
Lineage: Eukaryota; Metazoa; Chordata; Lepidosauria; Squamata; Lacertidae
Source: the annotation of a GenBank genome assembly